This is a messenger RNA of Heterocephalus glaber (naked mole-rat), 2284 nucleotides long. RefSeq names its product inducible T cell costimulator ligand (gene Icoslg). NCBI's taxonomy places the organism in Eukaryota, Metazoa, Chordata, Mammalia, Rodentia, Bathyergidae. Gene Ontology annotation, molecular function: signaling receptor binding. Gene Ontology annotation, cellular component: external side of plasma membrane. Gene Ontology annotation, biological process: T cell receptor signaling pathway; regulation of cytokine production. The record is from RefSeq and is a predicted model, not a curated record.
UCGGCCAAGGCGCAGAGCUGCGGGCGCCAGCACAGCGGAGUCGCCUCCCGGCCCGGCCCGGCCCUGCCCCGCCCGAGGUCUCCUGGUUCCAGGUCCCCGGCCGACGUGCCCGCCCGGUCCCGCGCCCGAGGCCCGCGCCAUGCCGCUGCGAAGCCCUGGCCUGCUCUUGCUGCUGCUCGGCAGCCUGAGUGCUGAGAUUCAACAAACGGAAGUCAGAGCGAAGGUGGGCAGUGACUGUUUGCUGAGCUGCAUGUACCCCGAGAGGCUGGAUUUCGACCUGGAUGACGUGUACGUUUACUGGCAAAUCAGUGAGUCCAACACCGUGGUGACGUACCACAUCCCCAAAAACAACUCCUCGGGCCAAGCUGACAGCCGCUACCAGGGCCGGGCCCACCUGUCGCUGGACAGCGUGAGGCAGGGCGACUUCUCACUGCACUUACGAAACGUCACUCUGCAGGAUGCGCAGAGGUUCACCUGCUUAGUGUUCAGGAAGUCCCUGAGCAUGAGAGAGGUUCUGAGAGCCGUGGUGUCGCUGCGUGUGGCAGCCAACUUCAGCAUGCCCGUGGUCAGCAGGCUUGUGGCCAGUGCCCCCCACCAGGACCAGGCGCUCACCUUCACCUGCACAUCCACUGACGGCUACCCGCGGCCCAACGUCUACUGGAUCAACAAGACAGACCACAGCCUGCUGGACAGGGCGCUGCACAACGACACCGUGUCCUUGAACGCGCGGGGCCUGUACGACAUGAUCAGCGUGCUGACCGUCCCCUGGGCGCCCGGCCUGAGCGUGGGCUGCUGCGUGGAGAACAUGCUCCUGCAGCAGAACCUCACGAGCAGUGGCCCCGCAGAGCCUUCCACCGGAGGGAACGCAGGCAGGAUCACAGAGACCCCGGCCCUGCCCCCCGGGCAGAGAGGCACCGCCGUCCUGGGCAUUGUCGCUGUCCUGGUAGUGGUGGUGCUGGUGGCCGUGGCCAUCACCUGGGCCAGAUGUGGUCAUAGAAGCUACACAGGUGCCCGCCCUGUGACCCACGAGCAGGAGCUCACAGACCAUGCCUGACAGGAACUCACUGCCCAGGACAUGGGCGGGGCAUCUUCAAGAUGCUGCCCCACGGGGUCAGGUGCUGCUUGAGAAUGGACCCCCCACCCCGGGCCUGGUGGCAACGAGAACAGCAGGCUGGGGCCCCCGCACGUGCUGUGUGAGGACAGGAGCUGCCGGCCUUGCGGGGGCACAGGGGCUGCCCCUGACCCAGAGGGAAGCCUGUGCAUGGUGGCAGCAGCCGGGAGGGACUGUAGUGCCCAAGUGGAGGCCACCCAUCCUCAGCGCCGCACGGAUGCCGAGAGCACCAGGACUUGGCGCUAGGCUCUGGCCACACCCAGCCCAGCCUGGCAGUCGCAGUCUCAGACUGAAGGAAGAGCUUUGGGUUCACAGUGAGGAGAGCAGAGGACGCCUGCUGUCUGCAGAGACUCGGUGGGAGGGCUCGCUGGCUGCCCUCCUGUGCUGGGAGAUCCUGUGUGCAAAUGUGUGCACACUGCUUGGGUGAGUGUGUAUGCACUGAUGUGGGAAAUGGUCCACACUGCAGACCCUGGGACCCCCCCGAGCUUCACCUCCUCUGCCAUCUCCAGCAAGAGGGAAAUGGACCUUGCUAGUGUUGCCCAAAGCUAAGUGGAAUUCUGUCCAAAGAAAGCCACUGUGCACCAGGCUGCCCUACAGCUGGCUCUGCAGAGGGACAGCAGUGCAGCGCCUUCCCGGAAGCACAGUGUGGUUCAGGGAUUGAAGCCAGUCCCGUACCCAGAGGACUCCGGGUGCCAAGGUCUUCGCCCAGCCUCGGUGGUCCUGCCAUGCCCAGGCCACCUGGACUCAGCCCACCAGCUUCCUCAGAGGCCCCAGCACACCAGGGACAGGGCCAAGCUCCCACAGGGUGUCUGCGGCUGCAGAGUGGACCGAGAGACUUGCUGUCCUCCAGAGGGUCUAGAACGGAGCUGCCAGGUGACCUGGCUGUGCGCAGGAGCUGCAGUGGGCAGCGCGGUCCCCCAGGGACACAGGUCCGUGGCCCUGCUUGGUCAGGUGCACUGCCCCCUUCCUUGGGAGGCCCUGAGGUAACAGCCACUCGCACUGGCAGGCGCAUGAGCCUUGUGUCCCUCGGCCCCAGGCAGGACAGGCAUGAGAGUGGUGGGCACUGGUGGGUGAAGAGCUUAGUUUCCUGGCGGAGUCCCCGCGUGGGCUCCGGAUGUGGCUGAACAGGGGCCCAGACGCCUGCCUGAGAGCAUUAAAACAUGGCGCUGUUGC